Molecule: messenger RNA, 324 nt
Organism: Adineta ricciae
Lineage: Eukaryota; Metazoa; Rotifera; Eurotatoria; Adinetida; Adinetidae
Source: the annotation of a GenBank genome assembly
AUGAAAUGGAGAAAAGAUGCACAGGAAGGAAUUGUUGUCGCUGGUGGAAAUGGAAGAGGAGAGAAUCUGAAUCAAUUGGAUGGUCCUGAAGGAAUCAUUGUUGAUCAUGGGGGUCGAAUUUAUGUUGCGGAUUUUGCGAAUCAUCGAAUAGUGCGAUGGUGUGAAGGAGAUGAAGAAGGUGAAAUAAUUGUUGGUGGAAAUGGAGGAGGGAAGGAACCUAAUCAAUUGUCUUCUCCUUUUGGUUUAUCAUUUGAUGGUGAAGGAAAUCUUUAUGUUGGCGAUAAGGAAAAUCAUCGAAUUCAACGAUUUGACUUGAUCAUUUGA